AUGGCGAUGCGCGAGGAGGCACGAACCGCCUGGUCAUCCGCGUGGUCUGGCAGGUGUCUGUCGGCCUUCCUGGAGGACGUCAACGUGGAGCAGGCGGAGCUCGCCAUUGAUGGCUGCGCCGGUGACACCUCCUCGCCGCAGCCGAGUGUUGGCAGGACGCUGGGCGGCGAGUGCUACAUCGGCGACGGCGGUGGCGGCUUCACAGAGGUCCCAAGCGAAGCCAGGGCCGCGUGCGAGGACCACAUGGCCCGGGAGCUGCUCGUGGCGUCGGUGGACAAGCUUGGCGAGAUGCAGGACUGGAUCGCGAAGCCGUGGAAGCAGCUCAGCACGGAGGUGCCGCAGGUGAAAGAGCUCAAGGUGGUGCUAGGGAGCUCGUCGCGGUGGUGCUGGGGAGCUCCGCAACUCGCGGGGAUGAAGCAGGACAGCCUCGCGGAGCAGCCGAUGGUGUCGGCGGGGAGCCGUGAGGAGAAGCAGGUCAGCCUCGAGAAGCGGCCGACGGUGUCGAUGAAGAUCUUCGGGCCAGGCUGCACGCCGCCGCCGGCAAGCCUGACGCCACCGCCCAGGUGGUGGGGAGCCAGGCCCCAGCCGCAGGAAGCGGCGCUGAACACCCUCCAGGGCAUCUCGGCUGGGGCGCCGGAGACAGAGGAGCAGGAGGAGGGCUUCCCAAAGGUCGUGAAGCACACUCGUUGGCAGCGCUACGCGAAGCAGAAGGAGCACAAGGAGACGGCGAACCAGGAGGCGGCGCAGCAGAUGGACCUCACAGCGCAGCCCAGCCUCUCCGAGCAGGAGCCGAACCCCUUCGAGCUGGCGAAUCGAGGCCCUGGCGGAGGCACAGGCAUCGGAGAGAAAGGCGAUGGCGUCGCUGGUGGCCCCGUGACGCUGCCCAGCCUCCUUGUGAAGGAGACGCAGGAAGAGUGGCCAUCCCUGGAGGAGGCUGUGAAGCAGUACGAGGUCGUGGAGCCGCGGCUCCUCCCAGCGGUGGGCUGCGGAGGCGGCCUGCUCGACAAGGCUUUCAGGCUUUGGCGGCGGCAGGCGCUGCAAGACAGGGCUCACGGAGCUCGGAAGCGGAAGGAGGCCCUGCCGCCGAAGGUGGGCAACCACGGGGUGACCGUAGUGCAGCUAGUGGCGAGGCUGCGUGCUCCUGGCAUGCUGGAGGCGCUCGCGGCGGAGGUCGGCGAGAAGGGACAGGCGGCCGUCGGCUUCCUCGAGAAGACGGUGCAAGCAAUCGGGGGCAGUGGUCAGCUCUCGCAGGCCGAGUUUGAGUCCAUCCUCGAGGACAUCGUGCAGCCCGAGGGGAGCUCGAGGGACCCCGUGGGCUGA
Molecule: messenger RNA, 1320 nt
Organism: Prorocentrum cordatum
Lineage: Eukaryota; Dinophyceae; Prorocentrales; Prorocentraceae
Source: the annotation of a GenBank genome assembly